This is a messenger RNA of Tuber aestivum (summer truffle), 354 nucleotides long. NCBI's taxonomy places the organism in Eukaryota, Fungi, Ascomycota, Pezizomycetes, Pezizales, Tuberaceae. The record is from the annotation of a GenBank genome assembly.
AUGUCCUCGGAUGCAGAAGCGGACGCCCACGAUCUGCAUCGUGCUCAACGAAUGGAGUUGAUCUUCUCUCCUAUCACUUCUACACCGGAGACUCAACAUGUCAUUAGGACAAUUCUGCGUGGGUAAUAUGAGUCGAUAGUCAAGGAGGCAGAGGAAGGCAGUAAGUCGGUGCAAAAGUAUCUUGUUGCUACGGAUUUGAGUGGGGAGGCCCAGCAUGCCCUGGAGUGGACAAUCGGGACGGUUCUGGGAGCUGGCGAUACUCUGAUGGCCAUAUAUGUCAUCGAUCAGGAUACGGUGGAAGAUGGCGGUAAGAUUGUUCCGGAUGACAAGAUAGCGGGAGCAUUGAAUAGCUAG